AUGACGUCUUCUGGCGACAAGUUCGAGCGCGGGCCGCUUGAACAGGAAUUUUCCGUUGGUGAGUUUCAAAAAAACGGGCAUGCACCACGCCAAAUAGUUUCCAGCCACUCCGAGCGAGAACAGGGCGCUGGCGGCGGUGGAGCCGGCCAGGCACAGACAGCCGAUGAGCCAGCCGACGAGAGACGAAAACACCACCGCUCUGAUCGGCACUUUCAGCGUCCGGUGCACCACCUUGACGACGCUCGCGAACGGCAGGCCGUCGUCACGUGCAAAGGCCCAGACCUGCCGCGACAGGGCCGUCAGGAUCGACGAGCCCAUGAGCCACUGACAGACGGCCAUGAGCGACAUGAACGCGAUGGCCCAUCUGCGUCCGAGCGAGUCGUAGAUGAUCUGGGCCAUCGGGAAGCCCGUUUCUGUGGCAAGCACGGCGUCGACGUCUGGGCUCAUACAGGCCGUCAGACAGAUGAUGAUGAACCAGCCCACGACGCCGCACACGCCAAUCGAGGACAUGAUGCCGAUGGGCACCCCGUAGGUGGCGUUUCUUGCCUCCUCGGACAUGUGGACGCAGGAAUCGAACGCGCCGAUGGUCCAGACGGCCGUCAUGAGCGAGAGACAGAACUGCCACCCGAUGGGCCAGUCGGAGUGGUUCUGCACGGUGCCGAAGAUGAACUUGCCGUCGUUGAAGCUGGAGUUGAUGGAGGUUCCGAUGGGCAGCGCGAUCAGAAACAGCACGAUGAUGCCCGUGUUGCACACCAUCGACGUGGUCUGCAGCCACGCGAUGUGCUUCGAGCUAAAGCAGGUGCACAACGCCUGUGCAAAUAUGCAUGCAGCAAAAACGCCGUAUGUUUUUCCUGUGGUAAUCUCGAAAUCUCCAUUUUUUGUGAGGUACACCGCAGCCAAGAUUUCCUCUGCGUUUCCGUACCCGAUGCUCACGAGCCCGGAGCAGAGGGCCAGCGAGUUCGACAGGCCAAUGAGGUACGAGAGCGGGACCUUGAUGCCUUUUGGCGCGUAGUGGUACGUCCAGAAGUAGAGCCCGCCGCUGGUUGGAAUGGCCGACGCCAGCUCGCUCAUGGACACGCCCACAAGGAAGAUGAACACCGACGCGAUCAGCCAAGACCACACAAAGCCGCUCGGCCCGGAUGCGAGCCCCGUGCCCGUGACCGACGCGAUCGACGGCAGCAGCCCCAUGAUACUGUACGCGAUGCCAAACACCUGCACCGUGGAAAACGUUCUCUUGAGCUCCUGCUUGUACCCGAUCUCGUGGAGCAGGUCCUCGUCGCCGUGGGCGUGCUUGGCGUCGAUGGUGCGGACGGGCGACAUCAGCGCGGUCGACCGCUGCGACAGCACAGACGUGAUUGCGUGCGACAUAUCUGGGCCAGCUACAUGUCCGGAAUGGUGGCAUAUAUAGCUGGGUAG
Messenger RNA from Ogataea angusta, 1416 nucleotides. RefSeq lists its product as uncharacterized. The record is from RefSeq and is a predicted model, not a curated record. The coding region runs from base 1 to 1416 and encodes 471 amino acids. The transcript is spliced from 2 exons. NCBI's taxonomy places the organism in Eukaryota, Fungi, Ascomycota, Pichiomycetes, Pichiales, Pichiaceae.